Macrobrachium nipponense is the source of this 1158-nucleotide messenger RNA. RefSeq names its product basic salivary proline-rich protein 2-like. The transcript is spliced from 2 exons. The coding region runs from base 1 to 1158 and encodes 385 amino acids. The record is from RefSeq and is a predicted model, not a curated record. Lineage: Eukaryota; Metazoa; Arthropoda; Malacostraca; Decapoda; Palaemonidae.
AUGGACCCACCACAGAGGGCUAAAGGCCAAAAGGAUUCCGAUCCUCUCCAGCCCAUGGAGGGGAAACAAUUCCUCCCAGAGGCUGCUUCCCCGGAGGAAGGGGCUGAUUCCCCCGGAAGGAAGGCAGGUUUUCCUGCCAGGGCUGGGGAAGCGGGCCCUGAGGAUGGACCCACCACUGGGCUAAAGGCCAAAGGAUUCCCGGAUCCUCUCCAGCCCAUGGAGGGAACAAUCCUUCUCAAGCUGCUUCCCCCCCGGAGGAAGCAGGUUCCUCCGGCCAGGCUGGGGAAGCGGGGCCUGAGGAUGGACCCACCACUGGGGCCUAAAGGCCAAAGGAUCCAGAUCCUAUCGCCCAGGAGGAGGGAACAAUCCUCCUCAGAGGCUGCUUCCCCGGAGGAAGGGCAGGGUCUCCUUCCAGGCUUGGGGCGGGAAACCGGGCCUGAGGAUGGACCCAACCACAGGAGGCUAAAGGCCCAAAGGGAUCCAGGAUCCUAUCCAGCCCAUGGGAGGGAAACAAAUCCUCCUCAGAGGCUGCCUUUUCCCCCCGGAGGAAGGCAGGUUUUCCUCCAGGCUGGGGAAACGGGCCUGAGGAUUGGACCCCACCACAGGAGGGCUAAAGGGCCCCAAAGGAUCCCGAUCCUAUCCAGCCCAAUGGAGGGGAACAAUCCCUCCUCAAGGGCUGCUUCCCCGGAGGAAGGCCGGUUUCCUCCAGGCCUGCGGGGAAACGGGCCUGAGGAUGGACCCACCACGGAGGCUACAGGCCAAAGGGAUUCCAGAUCAUAUCCAGCCAUGGAGGGAACCCAAUCCCCUCCAGAGGAUACUUCCCCGGAGGAAGGCAGGUCUCCUGCCAGGCUGGGGGAAAACGGGCCUGAGGAUGGACCCACCACAGAGGCUACAGGCCAAAGGAUCCAGAUUCCUAUCCGCCCAUGGAGGGAACAAUCCUCACCAAGGGCUGCUUCCCCCGGAGGAAGGCAGGUUCCUCUCCUGGCCCAAGGGGGGGAAGGGGAAAAAAAAAAAACGGGCCUGAGGAUUGGACCCCACCCCAGAGGCAAAGGCCAAAGGAUCCCGAUCCCUAUCCAGCCCAGGAGGGAACAAUCCUCCUCAGAGGCUGCUUCCCGGAGGAAGGCAGGUCCUCCCUGCCAGGCUGGGGAAAUGGCCUGA